This is a messenger RNA of Panicum virgatum (switchgrass), 3016 nucleotides long. RefSeq names its product protein NEDD1-like. Bases 159 to 2480 code for a protein of 773 amino acids. The transcript is spliced from 10 exons. Gene Ontology annotation, cellular component: kinetochore microtubule. Gene Ontology annotation, biological process: regulation of mitotic spindle organization; positive regulation of cytokinesis; regulation of microtubule nucleation. NCBI's taxonomy places the organism in Eukaryota, Viridiplantae, Streptophyta, Magnoliopsida, Poales, Poaceae. The record is from RefSeq and is a predicted model, not a curated record. Gene Ontology annotation, molecular function: protein binding; gamma-tubulin complex binding.
CCAACCGAACAAACAAAGAAAACAAACUCUCCAAACCCAUUUCAAUUUUCAAAUCUGCUCCUCCUCCUGCUGCUCCGCCGCCGCCGCACCUCCAAACCCCACCUCGUCGCCCUCCCUCCCCGAACCCUAAAUCCGCGAGCCAUCGCCGCCCGUGCCCGAUGGGGUUCGUGGAUCCGGCGGCGCCGCUGCUGGCGACGUGCGGCGGCGACACGGUGAAGCUCUUCGACGUUAGGGUGGAGUCCGGCGACCCCUGCGUCCUCGCCUACACCCCCGCGCCCGGCAACCCCGUCAACGCCGUCAAGUGGAACCACACCAAUCUAAUUGUAGCAAGCGCUGGGGAUGAUAAGAAGAUCUCAUUGUGGCAUAAAAAAGGUCAAAAUGUAGGACAGCUACCAACAGCCACUGUUGAUCGUGGUGACGACAUAGAGGAGUGCAUUUAUUCUAUCAGUUUUAGCAACAAAGGUUCUCGAUAUCUUUGCUCUGGUGGGAGUGGCCAUAUUGUCAGAAUAUGGGAUUUGCAGCGGAAGAGAUGUAUCAAAUGGCUAAGUGGUCACACUGACACAAUUACUGGUGUAAUGUAUAACUGCAAAGAUGAACAUUUGGCAUCGAUCAGCAUGAAGGGUGAUCUCAUUCUUCACAAUCUUGCUUCUGGAGCACGUGCUGCUGAACUUAGUGAUCCAAAUGGACAAGUGUUGAGAGUGCUUGAUUAUUCACGAAACAGUAGACAUUUAUUGGUGACAGCAGGAGAUGAUGGUUCUGUGCAUCUUUGGGAUACAACUGCAAAGUCUCCGAAGGUGUCAUGGCUGAAGCAACAUUCUGCACCCACAAGUGGUGUUUGUAUCUCGCCAUCAAGUGACAAGAUAAUUGCUACAGUUGGCCUGGACAAGAAGUUGUACACAUUAGAUUCAUCGUCAAGAAGACCAACACACACCAUUCCUCAUGUGGCCCCAUUCUCCUCGUUGGCAUAUAAUGAUGAUGGUACUAUAUUAGCUGCAGGCACAAAUAGUGGACGUGUGAUAUUCUAUGAUGUCCGGGGAAAACCUCAGCCAUUGACCAUUCUUCGUGCCUACAAUAGCUCUGAGGCUGUGACAGGUUUAUGUUGGCAACGGUCGAAACCUGUCAUUGUUAAUGAGAACAGUUCUUCUGAAGUUGCUCUUCUUGGGGGAACUAGUGAAGAGUCUGUUCUUAUGCCAGAUCCCUUGCCUUCGGCGACACCUACAAGUUUUUCUUCUGGAGGGGUCACUGUAGGUCUUCGUUCUUCUUUGACACCAAACACAAGUGGCUUUCUUUCGACAUCGAACUCUUCUACCAUGGAGGAAACUCCAUAUAGAGCACGUCCGUUAUCUGGAGGACCAUUAUCAAAGCUACAGGCUCCUCGUAGUAACUAUAAUCUAAAGGAUGAUAUGGAUGUCUUUUCUCCACUUGUUGAUGUCCAGCCUUUCACACCAUCUAGUGGCAGCUGGUGGGAUGAGCAUGGAAGUGAUGAUGCCAAAAAAGAUGAUAAACCAGGAGAAAAGAAGUUGUCAACAACUAGGAAGUUUUCGUAUAUGGAAGGCAAUGAUGAGCCUCAUCCGAUCUCAGAUUGGAGGUCUACUGUAAAUUCAAGACAGGACUUCUCAUCUGUGACUACUACAUCCAUGCCAUCAUGGAAGAGUGAACUGUCUAUAUCUUCGCCAGAGACAGCCACUGGAAAUGCAUUACCAGAUAGGCUAACUCACCGUCACCAGCUCUCACGCUUUGGGGCUUCAGCCUUUUCAACAGGUGGCUUGGCUUUUACAGCCUUACAAGAUUCAUCUUCAGCUGGUCACUCGCUGAAGGGUUCUCUAACAAGUAACAUUUUAAUGAACCUACAAAACAAGGGUAUCUUAAGCAACUCACACUCUUCCCUGGACGCAUCAUCUCCCAAUCUUCAGAGUUCACUUCCCUCACCCUAUGGUUCAAAGGCUAUUUCAUCUGUGAAUCCUGAUCAACCAGGAGCAGCACAAUCCAGUUCUAUGUGGAGAUCAACAACAUAUACUGAUAAAAUGAGCUCAUCCUCUGUUUUUAGUGAUGGGUUAGCUUCAGCGUUUGGCUCACCAAAAUCAAAGAAGAUGGGAGCAGAAACAAAAGAUGAGUUGCUCAGUAGUCUUUUGUCAAGACAAGAGGCUGCAACUGCCUCUUCAUCCUCAAGCCCUCUAGCAAGCAAUGGGUUAGGGCUGCCACAAUUGUCAAACACAAGUUCUUCAACUGACCAACAGGGAGCUUCUUCCUUCUCACUUCAGUAUGUGCAGCGCAUGCUUGAAGAAUCUCUUGGGUCUGUUCAGAAGUCCAUCCAUGAGGAUGUGAGAAAUCUCCACAUUGAACUUUUAAGACAGUUUCACAUGCAGGAGAUGGAAAUGUCCGGUGUGCUGAAUUUGGUCCUGGAGAAGGUGGAAGGCUUGACAAAGGAGGUGCAGCAACUAAGAAGGGAGAACCAACAGCUCCGGCAGCAGCUUCUAUAAUCUAUGCUUGGCAGGAUGUGGGUGUCGGGUGAGGUGUUCUUAGUUCGGCAUUGUUAUGCUUCGGGAAGUGGAAGGCCGCAGCAUGCAUGGGUUUCUGAGGUAGGCCCAGAUGAUUGAUUGAUUCCUAUGUUGGUUUGUCUGGUUCAUGACAAGGAGUUCACGUUCGACACCGUUGUACAUAUAAGCCUCUUAGUUUAGAAGCAUAUUGAAUUAUCAGUUUCUCUAUUUCUUGUGUUGUGUUGGACUGCUUCCAUGUAUGUUGAUAGCACGGUGGCACAUGGGCGGCCUAAUUUUCGAUGGCCUAUGUGAAAGGCUAACAACAGAGGUUUUAAUGUAGCUUUCGUUACUGGCCUUCUGUGAUAAACACUCGUCCUAAAAUAGCAUUAUAUACCACAUUGCUUUUGUUAUAGCAGCUGUGAGUAACUAGUAGUUGGAGCAAAGCAUAGCAUAGCAUAUGAUGAAACCAAGCUGGCUGUGUUUCCGAUGUAAGAUCCAACAUUGUGUAAAUAACUGCAGAAAAGGUGUCCUUAAACAGU